Molecule: messenger RNA, 992 nt
Organism: Ixodes scapularis (black-legged tick)
Lineage: Eukaryota; Metazoa; Arthropoda; Arachnida; Ixodida; Ixodidae
Exons: 2
Coding region: 121-837 (238 amino acids)
Source: RefSeq, a predicted model, not a curated record
CAUCAAUCACACUAGCAAUCUACGAAGACAGCUUCCACUCAUCCCAUUUAGUAACGUCGUUCGACGGCAACAGCAUCGAUCUCAUUUUACCGCCAAGACGCUCCGACAGUUUUCGCCGAAAUGAAGACCCUUCUGUUUCUCGUUUCCUUAACACUCGUUUCUGCGGCCGAUGUUCCCGUGGAAGACUUUAGAACGUUCCCUGGAGCCCUUUUUCUGCCAACAGUCCUCCUACCAUACGCCGCGGCCGUUACAGCUGUGGUCAUACCAUUGGCGAAGACCUUCCUUGUCCACGCCCUCAAAGUGCUUAAUCUUCCGUUCGAAGUACUCGUUGUACUUUACUUGGUCUUUUACGCGAUGGUCUUCGCAUUUCCCGGGAUUGCUUCUCUGCUGACUGUCACCGGAACCCUGUCUGCUAGGUCCUUAGAAGACAGUUCUUCUUUCGGGGCCGCGGGCAUGUCAGCCUGGUUACAGAGUAUUCUGCCUUCCUGGACCUCGGAGUUGAGCGCUACUACCCUGGAAACUUCGACGACGACUACGCCGUUGUGGUCCUCGUUGGACACUCGAACGACGAGCACAACGCUUCCCACGUUCACGAGUUCGACCACUGCGCCAGCGUCCCGUUCGUCCAGUGCUGAAGAAGUCCGAACACCGAGCCCGGUGUGCUCUUCGUACCGGGUUUGCGUGUCUGUGGCCAAGCUCGUCAAGGACUAUCCCGUCAGCGUGAUGCUGAUGACUUACUUGGGCGACUACCUCCAAGGUCUUCAGUACGAACGUCCAGUUCGGGAAGGCAUGGCCGGCAUGGACUGCAGUCUCGCCUACCCUGGCUGCAGAGAGUAGCCUGAAUCGCUCAUAGACUGUUACUUUUCACGGAUAAAUGUAAACGUAUUUUACACAGUGCACCCGGUGAGACUCAUUUCGGUGAUCGUCAUGAAUGACACAGCGUGUUCCCAUAUCAUUAUGUACGCCAAGAAUAAAACCUGUUCAUGACCCAC